CUGACUGAGGACGUAGGAUCGAUGCCUGUCCGGGGCUUAACCUUGAAAUGCCUUGCUCUUACUCUUAUUAAAAUUUGUCAAACAAAAUUUUUUCAAUUUUCAGCAAUUUGUACAUCCCCCAAUGAAAAAUAGUGAAUUAUUAUGUAGAUGUAAUCACGAUGGUUGUAGUAGGGAAAUUACUGAUAUUGCUGGAUCUAAAUAUGAAGGAAUAUGUAGAGCACAUACUGGAGGACAAUGCAGAAGAAUGGUCCAUCUGGGAAAAGAUAAAAAAAUUAAAGAAGUUGUGCUUUCUUGUAUGCACGCCGACCAGUUAGUACCUAAAGAACGUCCUUUUGUCUGUCAAAGUGUUAAUACAUCACAACUUAUACAAAUAGUUAAAUGUUGUAGAGAUGGCUCUUUUUGCAAUGAUAAAAAGUUUUCCAUCGAAACAACUGGACAAGGUUUUCCUGAAAUUACAAAUGAUAACGACAAUUCAAAUACUUCAUAUUUGUAUUUUCUUUUGCUUUUUGCUGUUUCUGUCCUCUUUUCUGGAUUUGGACUUUGUGUUGGAAUUAAUUUUGGUGCUAGAAUUAAGAAAAGAAUAAAGAAGUCUUUUGAUAAUUUGGUUACUCGCUUGAGGAAUUUUUACAAUCGUCGUUUGCGUUCUACAAGAAAUAACAACAAUUUACCAAUGGAAGAAGUUUAUAGGGUAAAUGAAGAAGAUGAUGAAGAAUAUGAUCAAUUUAUAACAACUGAUACUGGUGAAAAAAGAAAAGUUUUGAAAAAAUUAAUUGGGGAUUUGGAAAGAAAACAAAAUCCAAUAUCAACUGGUUCUGGUGCUGGAAUGCCAAUUUUAGUUCAAAGAACAAUUGCUUGGCAAAUAAUUUUGAAAGAUUGUAUUGGACGUGGACGUUUUGGAGAAGUUUAUAUGGGGGAAUGGAGAGCUGAAAAAGUUGCUGUAAAAAUUUUUUUAUCGAGAGAUGAGCCUUCUUGGCAAAGAGAAACUGAUAUUUACAAGCAUAAUAUGUUGAGACAUUCAAAUCUUCUUCGAUGGAUUGGAAGUGAUACAAAAGAUGCUGGUUCAUCUACCCAACUUUGGCUAGUCACAGAAUAUUUACCAAAUGGAUCUCUUUAUGAUUUUCUUGAACAAAACAAAAUUACAUUAGAAAUGAAUAUUCAAUUUAUGCGUUCAAUAGCUCAUGGAUUAGCUUAUUUACAUUCUGAAUUGCCUGGAGUGAAUAAUCAAUGCCAUAAGCCUGGAAUUGCACAUAGAGACAUAAAAUCAAGAAAUAUAUUAAUCAAAAAUGAUUGGACUUGUUGUAUAGCUGAUUUGGGAAUGGCUAUAAGAUAUGGAAAUGGUUUAAUUGAUAUUCCUCAACAGGAUCGAGGAGGCACAGUGGUGGGUAAAUUUAUAAAUUUUACAAAAUUUUAGGGGAGUUUUUUCUAACUUUUGGGUUUUGAUUUUUCGAAAAAAAUUUAUAUUCUAUUUCUUUUCAUUUCUUUUAUUUAGCGUUAUCUCGCGCCUGAAUUUCUUGCCAACAAUUACAUCCGUGACUCAUUCACUUCUUAUUUACAAAUGGAUGUUUAUGCAUUUUCU
Molecule: messenger RNA, 1576 nt
Organism: Meloidogyne enterolobii
Lineage: Eukaryota; Metazoa; Nematoda; Chromadorea; Rhabditida; Meloidogynidae
Source: the annotation of a GenBank genome assembly